Messenger RNA from Oenanthe melanoleuca, 2517 nucleotides. It is a transcript of the gene NRIP3, whose product is annotated as nuclear receptor interacting protein 3. Gene Ontology annotation, biological process: proteolysis. The transcript has 7 exons. Gene Ontology annotation, molecular function: aspartic-type endopeptidase activity. NCBI's taxonomy places the organism in Eukaryota, Metazoa, Chordata, Aves, Passeriformes, Muscicapidae. Bases 140 to 883 code for a protein of 247 amino acids. The record is from RefSeq and is a predicted model, not a curated record.
GCGAUGUGCCCAGCCCCUCCGGCCGGGCUGCCUGCACGUCACCGGGCUCCGGCUAUAAAGCGCAGGCGGCCGAGCAUCCCUCCCUCCCGCAGCUCCCCGAGACGCGCAUCUCCCAGCACAGAGCCGGGCGGGCGCAGGGAUGUUCUAUUCGGGGAUCCUGACGGAGCCGAGCCGCAAGGAAGUGGAGAUCAGGGAAGCGGCGUCUCUGCGCCAGCAGAGGAGGAUGAAGCAGGCGGUGCAGUUCAUCCACAAGGAUUCUGCGGAUCUCCUCCCUCUGGACGGGCUGAAGAAGCUGGGCACUUCCAAAGAUACUCAACCACACAACAUCCUGCAGAAGCGCCUGAUGGAGACAAACCUGUCCAAGUUCCGAGGCAGCCGAGGCAGCUGGGCUCCAAAGGGUGAUCUCUCAUCACAGACCAACAGGCUGAACCACACCAGGCUGGGCAGCUCAGGGAAAACACAGGAUGAAGAGCUCAUAGUGGUGAGCUGCCAGUGUGCGGGGAAGGAGCUGAAGGCCGUGGUGGACACUGGCUCACAGCACAACCUCAUGUCAUCUGCCUGCCUGGACAGGCUGGGGUUAAAGGAGCAUCUCAAAGCACUCCCUGAGGAAGAGGGGAUGGUUUUGUUGCCAAACAAGGUGAAAGCCAUUGGGCAGAUCGAGUGUCUGUCGCUCACGGUGGGAGCGGUCCCUGUGGAGUGCGCUGCCCUCGUCGUGGAAGACAAUGACCAACCCUUUUCCUUUGGUCUGCAGACACUGAAGUCUCUGAAGUGUGUCAUAAACAUGGAGAAGCACCACCUCGUUCUGGGGCAGACGGACAGGGAAGAAAUCCCGUUUGUGGGCACUGACAGUGCUGAGGCAGAAGAGCACAGUUUGGAGGCAUAAAGGGAAAAAUUGAAACACCAUCCCCACACAAGAGCUUGAUAUCAAAGAAAUCCUGUGCAGCUGUUCCAGAUGAAACAGCAACGUGCUGCUUUGAAAACAUUUGUACAAGGCUACAGCUUGAGUAGAGCUAAAUGAAAUCCUGUUUGUAGCCAGUAAUUUAGAGAUAUUGUCAUGUUUAUCUAUGAGUUUUGAGAAACAAACGUGUGCUUAUUUUCUGGACUUUUCUAUAUAGUGUCCUCUUUAUUACAAACAGUUGGGAAAACCUGAUGAAUUUCUUCUGACGAGAAAAAUAAUUUUUAUAGUGGCCUCAUAUGAGUAAUUGUACUUAGCUGUGAUUAGAGGCUAUCAGAAUGAGAUUUUUAUUAAUGAUUUUUCCAGGGGCUAAGCAUUUAUAUUCACUUAAUUGAUAUUGCCAGAUUCAAAUGGCCAUUACCAGGAAGUUACUCAGAGUAAAAUAAUAAUGUUAAUACCACCUAGGAAUUAUAGCUCAUCCUGUUAGCAUAGUAUUGUUGCCAUGUAAUUAGGGAUGCAACUGCUGGCUUGAUGAGGAAGAGCAAUUGCAGAAUUAUUAAUGGGUUACAGGCUUCUCUUCCUAUGGGGGUAGUCAAGUAAAUGAAUCAUUACACCAGGCCAAAAAGCAACAAACAGGCACAGAAGUGUGCUGUCUGGAAAGCAGCAAUGCAGUGCCCUGCCACCAGGAGCUGUGCCUAUCCCUGCCCACCUUGCAGCCCUGGCCACAGCUGGUGCAGGUUGCUGGCUCCAGCUGCACUUCAGUGCUGCUGCCAGGAAUGCCAUAUUUUUUACACCUCUCUACAAAUCUUGUGUUCUUAAGUACCACCCUUGAUGACCCUCAGGGGAGGUGGGAGUUUUUGCCAGGACAAGUAUUUCAUUUGGUGCCACCAUCCUGGAGCUGCUCCCUGUGCCACAGGAUAUUGCCUGGGGGAGCCUGGCCUCGCACAAGAACAGCUUUUAUCUUUUCAAAACCUAAUGGGAAUGAAUCGCUGUCAUCUGCUUGAAGAGGCAUCUUUAAAAUUCAGAAUAAUAUCCUUGUGAUGUGGUGCAUCUGCUGACAGCCAGUCCUGCUGCAGGUGGAUCCUUUAGGGAUCCAGUUGUGCUGCAGGAGCUGCUCCAGUGGGAGCACCGAGGGCAUUCCCACUCGGAAGCCUCCUGAUGGUUCUGGCUGAGAAUCAGAAAGUUUUGUCAUCUCAUGGCCAUGGGCAGCCAGGCUCCUGCCAGCUGAUCCAGUGUGUGUCCACCCCUGCCAUCCCAUGCCUGCUGGAGUUUUAUCUCCUGCAGUGGGUGUCAAUCUCUUUUCCAUUUGGGUAUAUCCAGCAAACCUGAACUAUCUGUAUUUUGAGCGAUUUUCUAUUUUGGUGAUAAGUUUCAGUGCUUUCUCUACAUACAGUAUUUUAUAUAACACAGCUAUAAAUAUAAAUAUAUAUAUAUAUUUACAGGGUGGGGCAGCCAAGGGUAGCCCCACUAAUGUGUUGUAGAAAUAUUUCACUAAAUAUGAAAUAUAUUUGAUUAUUUUAUAUGCUAUGAGUUUGGUAUUUUGGUACUUUUUUCUUUCUGUGCAUAUUACUGUGCUAAAUGUCAAAUUAAAUCUAAAUAAAGUUACACCAUUAUUGCUGUUU